AUGACAGAGUUGUCUGUUGUUUGCCAGUCUGACAUUGUAUUUUCCCAUCCUGGAGAUGAUGUUGUUCUGUCGUGUCAUCUUAAGCCGGCUAUCAGUGCUGCUUCAAUGGAAAUUCAGUGGUGGCAUAAGGAGGAUCCAGUUUUCCAUUAUAAGAAUGGACAGGUGACAAUGAACAUAGACUAUGAGGGUCGAGUGAGUCUCCCAUUGCAAGAUCUACAAAAUGGAAAUGUGUCUUUGACUCUCCGAGACGUCAGGAGUUCACAGAAGGGCCUCUAUAUUUGUGAGGUCACCCAUGAAAGUCAAUCAAUACAAGAUACAGUUUUUCUCCAUAUCAGCUCUGAAGCCUUUGGACUUGUCACUCCUAUUGGAACGGUAUCUGCUUACCCUGGAUCAGACGUCAUCUUACCUGCUCAUCUCUCACCUGAAACCAGUGCUGUGCCCCUGGACAUUAGAUGGUUCAGAGGAACAGAGCUCAUUUAUCAGUAUAACAACAGGCAGGAGAAAACAAACUAUGAGAACCGAGCGAGUCUGUCCAUCCAGGAGUUGGAGAGAAGUAAUCUUGCUCUGACUUUGAGAAAUUUUCAGCCAGCAGAUUCAGGAGACUAUACAUGCAAAGUCUUUCACAAUGGAUGUCUGCAAACAGGAACAGUUCACCUGCAAGUGAGAGAGAUUCAGAGGUGUGAUGAUGCUAGAUUCAGACAUCUCCGCAGUGUGUUAAGACAAGUACAGAACGAUAUUCUGCUACAAAAAGCACAACUAUUACAGGGAACCAUAAAUCUGCUUCAAGAAACACUUAAUGAAGAUGAAAUGAGAGAUAAUGCCUUUGGCUCUGCUCCUAGACGUUCAAAUAGUAAGGAAGGAAUUCCUCCUCUCAUGGGAGACGAUGGCAUGCACCAGACACACACAAUGGAGGCGGGCAGACAUGUUUUUUUAGAGCGAAAUUUCGAUAUGCACAUUACCAGCAGAACACAUUCAAGUGCACCAAACAUGGCUAGACAUGAUGGUGAUCAAAACAGAAGACGAACAAGUGAAGGGAAUAUUACCACUCAGCAAGAGCUGUCACGGCUAAUUGUACAAACACAGAAUCUGCUAAGAGAUAUAAGAGGAGAAUCAACCAUUGUCCCUACAAGUGCUAGGACACAUGGACAGGAGAACCCUGGAACAUCAAUACAAAGUAUUGCCACAAAGAAAGAGAGAUCCUCCUCGGCUGUACAAUCACAGGUACAAGAAAGAGAAAGACCAUCAGAAUCAGUCAUGACACUAGCUGGAGAAUUAACACGAACAUCAGAGAGGCCAGAAGACAGAAGGCAAAGGACUCGACAGAGGCAUCAAAGCAUACAGAACAUGUGCCAGAUUAUGUAAUUAUUAAUCACAAAGUAGGAGAUAUACAAGUAUUACUAGUCUAUUGGGGUUAAGCAUGUUUAUAGGACAAUCUUAAUAUCUUUGUAUAUUUAACUGCAUAUUUAAUG
Messenger RNA from Sinocyclocheilus rhinocerous, 1469 nucleotides. RefSeq lists its product as uncharacterized. Gene Ontology annotation, biological process: T cell receptor signaling pathway; regulation of cytokine production. Gene Ontology annotation, molecular function: signaling receptor binding. Gene Ontology annotation, cellular component: external side of plasma membrane. The record is from RefSeq and is a predicted model, not a curated record. NCBI's taxonomy places the organism in Eukaryota, Metazoa, Chordata, Actinopteri, Cypriniformes, Cyprinidae. The coding region runs from base 1 to 1362 and encodes 453 amino acids. The transcript is spliced from 7 exons.